CGAUAUCUUCCAAUAUUUUCAUACUAAGUCAUACUGACAUUAGUCUGAGAUACAAGGUAACUAUGGCUCGAUGUGCCCUUUGUUUGUUCUUUAUUUUCUGUUGUUUGAUCAUAAUUCAAGGGAGAGAAGUAAAAAGACAGACUAAUUUUGUAACAUUGGGUUGCAUGGGUACUUUCGACAAACAUAAAUUUAAUGUAGUUAGCAGAAUAUGUGAAGAUUGCUUCAAACUAUACAGAGAACCGGAAGUAUUAAGAGGAUGCAAGUCCAACUGUUUCAAGAACUCUUAUUUUCCUCGAUGUGUUGAGGCUUUAUUAAGAACUGAAGAACUCGAAAAUCUUCAAACAUUCGUAGAAGAACUUUAUGAAUGAAAAGAAAAGCCAAAAUUUUUCCAAAUGACAUUUGUAAUACUUAAUGAUCAACGUGAUUUAUUUAUUUACAAAACGUUUAUUUAUUAUUUAUUUAUUUAUUUAUUCUUAUGUGAACAAUAAUUAAUAAAUUUAAAAAA
Centruroides sculpturatus (bark scorpion) is the source of this 505-nucleotide messenger RNA. RefSeq names its product crustacean hyperglycemic hormone-like. NCBI's taxonomy places the organism in Eukaryota, Metazoa, Arthropoda, Arachnida, Scorpiones, Buthidae. Gene Ontology annotation, molecular function: neuropeptide hormone activity. The coding region runs from base 63 to 368 and encodes 101 amino acids. Gene Ontology annotation, cellular component: extracellular region. Gene Ontology annotation, biological process: circadian rhythm. The transcript has 3 exons. The record is from RefSeq and is a predicted model, not a curated record.